AUGCGGCCAUUCAUGCCCUGUUCCCGUCUCUCCGCGGUAUCCCCUCCCCUCGCAUCUUUCCCCGCAUCCCCCGUAAUUCUCACUGCGCAGCUUGCUCCUCAAUUCUUCCGCCAAACCCCUCCGCCAACGUUCUCUCGUCAAAUCCGCGUCCUGAAUCAUCUCCCCUCCGCGCAAGUACAUAAGCGCGCAAUUUCCCGUCGCCUGGUUGCGCGCAGCGGCGCGCAGAGCGCAUCUAACGGGGAGGCUGACCGCGGAGACGAUUCGCGCGAGCCGUUCCAGUCAGGAGGCGGCGAUGGGGGCGCAGGGGGGGAAUCCGGCUCUUCCGAGUCGGAGGCGCGGCGGCUUGCGCUUGACGACGCGGCUCGGGCGGAGAUGAGGGCGCGAUCUGAGCUCGCGCUUGCGGCGAUGGCGGAAGGCUCCCGGGGAGCGGCUGCCGCGGUGGGAGACGCGCCGGGAAACGCGGCGGGAGAUACGGGAGGGAGUGGCGGGAGCGGUGACGGCGGCGCGUGGAAGUGGGCGGUGCGGAAGGGCGUGUGGGACGAGCUGGAGGCGCGUGACGUGGCACGACCGCCGCGCCCCGUGCACCACCGCAUUCCUAACUUUGAUGGGGCGGACAAAGCUGCUGCCAUGGUGCGCGAGGGGGCGGAAAGGGGGAAAAAAGGGGAGGCGGAAUGCUUAAUCACAAACCCCCUUGCUGACAUGCCUCUCUUCUCUUCCUCCACACCCCCCAUUCAAACCCCCUUCCCUUGCCAGCUGGCAUCGCUGCCGGAAUUUCAAGCAGCAGGGUGUGUGAAGGUCAACCCAGACACGCCUCAGAAGGCUGUGCGGCUGGCUGCCCUGCAAGGUGAGCUCCAGAAAGCUCCUGCUCACCCCCCACUCCACCUCCCCCGCCUGCAAUCGGCUGCGAUCAUCUUCUCUCCCCUCCCUCCCCCACUCCACCUCCCCCACCCCGCACCGACUCUUCCCCCUCCUUUCUCCCACAGCCAACAAGCUCCUGCUAACCCCGCAACCGCACCAACUCUGCAACCGCACCCCACCCCGCACCAACUCUGCAACCGCACCCCACCCCGCACCAACUCUGCAACCGCACCUGCGAACCUCUCGGCCACCCACUCCCCCUCUUCCUCGCCUUUUCACUACCUCAGCAACAAGCUCCUGCUAACCCCCCAACCGCGCUUACGAACCGGCAACAAGCUCCUGCUGACCCCCCAACCGCGCCUGCGGACCGGUUUCUUCUCCCGCCUCUCUGCCGAUCACAUCCCGCCCGACCAGCUGCUUGCUGCCUGCACGGCGGCCGGUGUGGCUCGGCACGGAGUGCCGGUGGCGCUAGAGGACAAAGUUGCGGUGGAUAUGGUGGUGCUGGGGUCUGUUGCUGUUGAUCCCACCACUGGUGCCAGGCUGGGGAAGGGCGAGGGCUUUGCAGAGUUGGAGUACGGCAUUCUGAGGUGGAUGGGCGCAGUCACGGACGACACGCCUGUGGUCACCACUGUACAUGACUGUCAGUUAGUUGCAGCAGGCGCCAUCCCCACCAGCAACCUCAGGCAGCACGACCUGCCAGUCGACAUCAUCUGCACGCCCACUCAAAUCAUCCGCGUCUCCUCCAGGAUACCCAAACCCUCAGGUGAUCUCGUCAGGCAUCGUCUGCUGUCCACCUGCUUUGCCUUCUGGGUGACUUUUGAGUCGACUCAGCACCAUCCAUCCAUCCCUCUCCUUGCAAGUGUCAUUCUCCUCUCCUUGCAAGUGUCAUUCUCCUCUCCUUGCAAGUGUCAUUCUCCUCUCCUUGCAAGUGUCAUUCUCCUCUCCUUGCAAGUGUCAUUCUCCUCUCCUUGCAAGUGUCAUUCUCCUCUCCUUGCAAGUGUCAUUCUCCUCUCCUUGCAAGUGUCAUUCUCCUCUCCUUGCAAGUGUCAUUCUCCUCUCCUUGCAAGUGUCAUGCUCCUCUCCUUGCAAGUGUCAUGCUCCUCUCCUUGCAAGUGUCAUUCUCCUCUCCUUGCAAGUGUCAUUCUCCUCUCCUUGCAAGUGUCAUUCUCCUCUCCUUGCAAGUGUCAUUCUCCUCUCCUUGCAAGUGUCAUUCUCCUCUCCUUGCAAGUGUCAUUCUCCUCUCCUUGCAAGUGUCAUUCUCCUCUCCUUGCAAGUGUCAUUCUCCUCUCCUUGCAAGUGUCAUUCUCCUCUCCUUGCAAGUGUCAUUCUCCUCUCCUUGCAAGUGUCAUUCUCCUCUCCUUGCAAGUGUCAUUCUCCUCUCCUUGCAAGUGUCAUUCUCCUCUCCUUGCAAGUGUCAUUCUCCUCUCCUUGCAAGUGUCAUUCUCCUCUCCUUGCAAGUGUCAUUCUCCUCUCCUUGCAAGUGUCAUUCUCCUCUCCUUGCAAGUGUCAUUCUCCUCUCCUUGCAAGUGUCAUUCUCCUCUCCUUGCAAGUGUCAUUCUCCUCUCCUUGCAAGUGUCAUUCUCCUCUCCUUGCCAGUGGCAUCUUCUCUCCACCCAAGACCUGCCUCACUCAGAUUCCCAUCCUGCAGCAACUCAAAAGCACCCUGUUUUCACCAAUUCAGAGCACCUUAUCCUCCCUUUCCACCCCUCACCAUCCCUUUCCACCCCUUUCCACCCUGCAGGCAUCUACUGGCACCUGCUCUCCCCCCAAAAGCUAGCUCAGAUUCGCAUUCUACAGCAACUCAAGAGCACCCUUGAAGCACAGACAGGCGCCGCCCUCCCUCUAGGACCAGACGAGGAGCUGCCGCCCGUUGCCACCCGGCACGGGAAGGGGGGGCGGCGGAAGGAAGGGGGAAGGGGUGGGGGAAAGGUGGGGGAGAGGGGAGGCGUGGGGAGAGGGAGAGGGGAGAGGAGGGGAGGGGAAGGGAGGCGCAGUGAGAGAAAGGUGUGGAGGAGGGGCGAUGAUAGGGGCAGUGGAGGGGAGGAGGGGGGAAGAGAGUGA
Molecule: messenger RNA, 2919 nt
Organism: Closterium sp. NIES-65
Lineage: Eukaryota; Viridiplantae; Streptophyta; Zygnematophyceae; Desmidiales; Closteriaceae
Source: the annotation of a GenBank genome assembly